AUGAAUCAAGAGUUAGUGCUAGGGCCAAACGCAGGAAACAAAUGCGGCGACAAAGAAGAAACAUGCAAAUGUCCAGGUGCUACCACACUAGGCAUAAAGGCCAGUAGGGAUGUUGACAAACCUACUAAAGGCUUCAUUAAGGUUACUCACCAGCAUAGGAAUGGAAAUACAUUUAGCCUGAAGAAUGAACUAGAUGGAGGUAGGAUAGCAGGAGUAAAAAAUCCCAUAUAUAGUGUCUCCGUGUACUUUUGGAAUGGAGCACCAGAUAGACCAAUCCUACUUGGAAUUAAGAAGACUGGUAGCUCCCAAACAAAAUACUAUAGUAAAGGAACUAGUUUGUGGAUAAAUAGUCUGGUAUCUCAUCUGAGUGAACAAGAAGCCCUGGAUGAACAUAAUUGUCAAAAGAACAACGCUGUUGUAUUUACCAUAAAGAAUGCCUCCUCAGGAACUCUUCGUGAAAGUUCUAGAGCCACUUGUAUGAAAAACACCAGAAAAAUAAAGAGGUCUAGACCUACUCCCCCUCCUGGUAGUGAAUACAUCAUAACCAACUAUAGGAUUACUAAUGUAGAUGGUCAUAACAGGGAUACUAAGAUUUCUAGGGUUACUCUUAAUGGAGUAGAUAUUGCCAACAUUUCUCCUCCUCAUGAUGCACUCGAAGGGAUAAGAUUAUAUUCAUAUCCAGCUAGUUUAGACGUACCUCUUAUGAUUGAAUUUAAACCAAAGAGUGGAGGAGAUUCUACAUUCUAUGCAAGUAAGAAUGGAAAAGGAUGGAGUAAAGUUGAGACUAAAGACUCAAAGAACUUUUAUGAUGGCAAAGAAAUUGGUAAGCAAACACCAAAAGACACCCUUUCCGAUAAACUUGACGAAAUAUUAUGUUCACAGGAUAAUGUCACUUUUGACAUAUCUUAUGGGAACUCUAAGAAACAUGCCAUUAAAAACACUAUGUACUGCUGCAAAGAACACGGUGACCUAGGAAAGGUCUCUGUUAGGGCAGUAGAAGUUAGUUGUACACAGCAUGGACACGACUCAAGCAAGCUUAUAGCUUAUAAACACUUCACUAAUGGAAAUAUUGGUGGUAUUAAGUUUAAUGAAGAUGGCAAUAAAAGAAGGCGUGUUAAGUCUAAUGCCUUGAGGUUCCCGAUCUCCGGUGUAGAGGGUGUCUAUGUAUUGUACUGUCAAGAAAAACCGGCUCUCAUUUAUGUUGAGAGUACGAGUAUUAUGGACAGAGGAUGGUAUAGAAAGAGUAGAGAUGGUGGUUAUGAAAAGACCUGGACAUGGGUCAAUAGAGGACUUAACGGUAUAGCAGGAACAGACUUAAAAAAUGGGAUUAGUUGUGAUAAAUGGCAGAAACUCAAAACAUAUCUUGGAGAACUAGGUUGUCGUGGCCUUGGAGGCUGCUUUAAUGGCUUAGGACGUUCUGCCUAUGGUCAUAACCUAGGACACCAGGAUGUUGUAACAAUAGAAGAAUCUGAUAAUGAAUCUAAACAACAAGUUGGAGGAUCUGAAGAAGAGGAAGUACCAGUUGAGACAAUUCCACAAGCUUAUUAUCAUCCACCUCUAACAACCUCUUCACCUGGCGUUAUAAUAGACAUAAAGCAGAAUAUCCCUACCGAUACUGGAAAUGGACCUUAUUUAUACCCUUCCAGUCCCCCUAACCAAGUUAGUCUUACUAAGGUUGAGGAUCCCAAAGGUUCUAAUUUUAAUAAGUAUACACAUGUAGCAUCUCAUGGAUUACCAUUCACGGUUACUGAAGUUAGGUAUGGAGGUAUUAAGACUUUUAAACCUAAUGAACUGCAAUUUAAUGAAACAGAUAAUACUUCCCACUUUGCGGUAUGGUAUUGGCAACGCAAUGGAAUGACAAACCCCCUCCUAGUAGAAGUUAAGGUUGGUGAUACCGAUUUCAGGUAUAGCUAUAAUAAGGGAGGUAAUGAUAUUCAAUGGAGUCCACUUGAUAAAUAUCCGGGUUCUCGAUUUGAUCCGCUUUCACCUGAAGAACUUGAGACUCAGCUUGACGACCUUAACUGUAAACAUAAUGGUGCAGUCACAUUGGAUCUUACCAGGAAUACUUCUAAGAAACAUGAUAAAUCUACGGGGGGUCAACCAUACUGUUGUGCUUACCAUAAUGGAACUGGUGCAAAUAAAGUAACCGUUACUAGCGGGGAGGUUAGGGUUCCUGGCUCCCAGGAGAUUCCAUUCUACAAACAUGAGAUUACUUCAGGUGAUGGGUUGAGGCUUUCUGGCAUUAAGUACUAUGAGAAUAGUAGUACUGACACUCCAAGGGAGAGAAUAAUUGCUUCUGGGCUAGGAUUUCCUAUACAAGGUCCAGUUACUGUGUAUGCCUUCUAUUGUAGAGGAAACCCAGCUCUCAUCUAUGUUAGCUCUACUGGAAAUGAUAGAGAUCGAGUUGAUGGUUGGUAUAGGAAAAAUAGUAUUCAUGACAAUAAACCAUGGGAGAAAUUCCAAGGUGACCUCCCCGGUAACGGCCCUAAUGGUAUAAAAAGCUGUAAGGAUGACAGUAAGGAAUUUAAUGAACUGGUUAAGGUAUUAAGAGAGAGUGGUGGUUGUAACUAUGGAGAAUGUACUGAACCUACUCAACUUUCAUCUCAACAGGGCGUUGCUGAUCCUGGUACUAGUGAUGGUAGUAGAACUGGAGUAAACCUUGGUAGGACAGUAUUGGAUUAUGUUGGUGACGCCGUCUAUUAUGGAGCUGUUGGAUCAAUUGUAGCCAGUGCCGCUGGUACAGAGCUUAUAAAUACAGCUCUUAAAGUUAUGAAACCCGGAGGGUCUUCAGAUAGUAGAAGUUCGGAUUCUAGUAGCAGAAAUGGUCAACCCUCACCUCAAGAAGGUGUUUAUUCUGAUACUCUUACUACGGGAUCUGCUGGUAAUGAUGGAACUGGAGGAAUCACUAUUCAGCUUGAUAAUAAAGUCUCUUACCAAAGUAGUUUCAAUGAUGGAGAGAUGAUUAAUGUUGCUCCUUAUGCUGACACUCCUAUUAAGGGAUAUUCUGCGUUUAAACACACUUAUUAUGGCCGUGAAGGAAAGAACUUCAAAAUAAAUGAGUUUACAGUUGGAGGAAUAAGUCAGACUUUUAAACCAGAAGUUACACCUGUAAAAGAUGUUAAGAGCGUAAUGGUAUAUUUUUUGAGUUGUAAUAAAAUAACCCCUCUCUUGGUGUACUUUAAGGAUACAGAUGGCCACAAAUGGUAUGAGAACACGAACAGGGGUGAUAACUGGAAAGUAGAGAGUGAGCUAGAUCAAAAGCAUCCACGUAAAGCUGAUAGGAGUGGUAUUAUUAAACGUGCUUUAGAGCAAAUCAAGCAUAAACUAAAGGUUGAUUGUGGAACGGCACUAGUAUCAAACUAUAAAACAGCACUAAAAGAAAACAAUGAUAUAGAGGAUAGUUGGCUAGAUAAAAACUAUUUCGGACGUUAUCGACAUAAUGUUGGCCCACCUAACAAAGGUCCCGAUAAUGCUCCUAAAGAUGGUGAAGAUGGUGCUGGAGUAGGCUCUGGUGAAAAUGCUUCUCCUGGAGGUACUCUUCAAGAUGCUGGUAACUCACUUGGCCAAGAUACUAGUACUAAUCUAGAUGGAGGUAAUCAUGAUCAUUCUGGAGUUCUUCCUAAAACUGGUAAUACUUCUGAUCCUGAAAAACCCACUACUCCUCCUCAAGCUAUUGCUACUGAAGAAUCUUCUCCUGAACCUGCUCCUCCUACUUCUGAUCCUGGAGCUGAAGCUUUUAUUGCUGAAACUGUUGCUACCGGUUCUGUACUAUGGACAGCAUUUGGAACAUCCUCUGCUACUCUUGCCGGAGCUGGUGGCCUUACCGGAUUUGGCUUAUGGAUGUUUAAACGUUCUAAAGGAGAUCCUUGGUGCAUCUUGUGCGCUUGCUGUUCAACAUCUUGUCCGUCGUAUUGGUGGAAUCCGGAGCAUUAUUUGGGCCCAGCUGCACUCAUGCAAGCCUAUAGAUGGAUAUCCGAUAGCAGAGACGAGUACACUGUGGAACGCAUGAUCGAUGUAAACGACACAAUGAAGCUUUAUAGAUGCCAUGGCAUCUAUAACUGCACCAAAUGUUGUCCAAAGGGUCUUGACCCUGCUGGUGCCAUCCAUAAGAUGAAGAAGAAGAUCGAAGCAGAAGUUACACCCGAAUGGGAUAAAAUUGCAAUUGAGGAGUAUAAUAAAAAGAAUGAGAGACUUUUAAAUGCGCAGUCUUAA
This is a messenger RNA of Theileria equi strain WA, 4212 nucleotides long. RefSeq names its product succinate dehydrogenase family member protein. The record is from RefSeq and is a predicted model, not a curated record. The coding region runs from base 1 to 4212 and encodes 1403 amino acids. Gene Ontology annotation, molecular function: iron-sulfur cluster binding; oxidoreductase activity. The transcript has 3 exons. Gene Ontology annotation, biological process: aerobic respiration; tricarboxylic acid cycle; respiratory electron transport chain. NCBI's taxonomy places the organism in Eukaryota, Apicomplexa, Aconoidasida, Piroplasmida, Theileriidae.